GCAGAGCAAGGAAGGAUGUGCAGAUGGAGGAGGAGGAGAAGGAGAGCAGGCGCAAAGAGCUGCUGUUCGCGCUGCUGACGCACGCGCAGGACUUACGCACAGAUAUCCCAGUAUGUGCGGGCUGCAGUCAGCCCAUAGUGGACCGCUUCAUCCUGAAGGUGCUGGACCGACACUGGCACAGCAAGUGUCUGAAAUGCAGCGACUGUCAGAGCCAGCUGACCGAGAAGUGCUUCACCAGAGGAGACAGCGUGUACUGCAAAGAGGACUUCUUCAAGAGGUUUGGGACGAAGUGUGCGGCAUGUCAGCAGGGUAUCCCCCCGACCCAGGUGGUACGCAGAGCCCAGGACUUUGUUUACCACCUGCACUGCUUCGCCUGCAUCGUCUGCAAAAGGCAGCUGGCCACAGGGGACGAAUACUACCUGAUGGAGGACAGUCGACUGGUCUGUAAGGCCGACUAUGAGACGGCCAAACAAAGAGAAGCCGACUCCACAGCCAAAAGGCCACGCACCACCAUCACAGCCAAACAGCUGGAGACUCUGAAGAACGCCUACAACAACUCGCCCAAACCAGCCCGGCACGUCCGCGAGCAGCUCUCUUCAGAAACAGGCCUGGACAUGAGGGUGGUGCAGGUGUGGUUCCAAAACAGAAGGGCAAAAGAGAAGAGACUGAAAAAGGACGCAGGAAGGCAGAGGUGGGGACAGUACUUUCGGAACAUGAAGAGGUCAAGGGGCAGCUCCAAAUCUGACAAGGACAGCAUCCAGGAGGAGGGCAUGGACAGUGACGCUGAGGUUUCUUUUACAGAUGAGCCUCCUAUGUCUGAUCUGGGGCACUCUAACGGCCUCUACAGCAGCCUGAGUGACAGUUCCCCAGCUCUGGGCCGACAGGGUGGACCUCACGCUCCUUUUCCUCUAGAUCCUGGAGCCGUUCUACAAUCCCAGGACCAGUUUCAUGAUCUGCGAUCCAGCAGUCCCUACGGCCUGCCCCAGUCCCCAGGUUCCCUACAGGCCAUCCCUAGGCAACAGCCCCUCAUCUCUAGCCUGGUCUACCCAGACUCUGGCCUGUCCAUGGUGGGCCAGGGCGGCGGGGGUCCUGGGAUGGGUCCAGCUGUGCGGAUGGUGGGUGGUGGAAAUGGGCCCAGUUCAGAUAUUUCAACCGGAAGCAGCGGAGGGUACCCAGACUUUCCGGCAAGUCCGGCAUCUUGGCUGGACGAGGUGGAUCACAGUCAAUUUUGAUGACUGUGGAUGAGGAACUGUGCAGAAAUGGCUGAAAAGUAAUGGAAUGGCUCGAGUUGAGUUGUCUCUUGAGAUAGAACUUCAGAGGAUGACUGCUGGAGGAACUGUCACUUCGCUGUAAUGUCAGAAUCAUUGUCUUUAUUGUCGUCUGCAUGGUGAAAGAAGUAGCAGUUUUGGACAGGAGAGAGACUCCACAUGAAUGGACCCAAAACUCCAGUCAAACGAUCCAGAAAAAGACUUCUUGGGUCCAAUCUGUUUGGUGAGGUUUUACAAAAACACAACAUCAUUACUGAGAACAGUUUGUACCUCCUAAAGACUGGAAAUGGGCGUUCGUUUGCCUUUUAA
Molecule: messenger RNA, 1577 nt
Organism: Colossoma macropomum (tambaqui)
Lineage: Eukaryota; Metazoa; Chordata; Actinopteri; Characiformes; Serrasalmidae
Gene: lhx3
Product: LIM homeobox 3
Exons: 6
Coding region: 24-1232 (402 amino acids)
Biological process (GO): neuron differentiation; regulation of transcription by RNA polymerase II
Cellular component (GO): nucleus
Molecular function (GO): RNA polymerase II transcription regulatory region sequence-specific DNA binding; DNA-binding transcription factor activity, RNA polymerase II-specific
Source: RefSeq, a predicted model, not a curated record